AUGCAUAACAAGAGUCAUCUGCAGCUUAUCAUGGAUUAUGACAACAACACAUGGCCUGAAGUUUCGUUGCAUCUGUUCCCUGUACCUCUUCUCACAGGUGUCACUGUCAUUUGUUUGCUCCUCUUCAUGAUCGGGAUUCUAGGAAAUGUGACGACGAUGCUGGUGGUCUUCAAGUUCCGGGACAUGAGGACGACCACUAACUUGUACCUCUCCAGCAUGGCUUUCUCGGAUCUCUUGAUCUUCCUUUGCAUGCCCCUAGACCUUUUCCGCCUCUGGCAGUAUCGGCCCUGGAACUUUGGGGAUCUUCUCUGCAAGCUCUUCCAAUUUGUUAGUGAGUGUUGCACGUACUCAACCAUACUUAACAUCACAGCCUUGAGUGUGGAGAGAUAUUUUGCUGUCUGCUUUCCAUUCUGGGCCAAGGUGGUGAUCACCAAAAGCAAAGUCAAGCUCCUUAUCCUUGUGCUCUGGGCAGUAUCUUUUGUCAGUGCUGGACCCAUCUUUGUUUUGGUUGGAGUUGAGCAUGAGAAUGGGACAAAUCCUCUGGACACCAAUGAAUGUCGAACCACAGAGUAUGCUAUUCAUUCAGGGUUGCUGACCAUUAUGGUGUGGACCUCUAGUGUCUUCUUUUUCCUGCCUGUUUUUUGCUUGACUGUUCUCUACAGCCUUAUUGUGAGAAAGCUUUGGAAGAGAAAGAAGAAGGACAUUGGGCCAAGGACCUCCAUCAGGGACAAGUACAACAGACAAACAGUAAAAAUGCUAGCGGUGGUGGUUUUUGCUUUUGUCCUCUGCUGGCUGCCCUUCCACAUAGGACGCUAUCUCUUUUCCAAGUCCUUCGAGGUGGGAUCCUUGGAUAUCGCCAUCAUCAGCCAAUACUGCAACAUAGUGUCCUUUGUUCUCUUCUACCUAAGCGCAGCCAUCAACCCAAUCCUGUACAACAUCAUGUCAAAGAAAUACCGAAAAGCAGCUUACAGGCUCUUUGGAAUCAAGCCACCAAGGAAGAAAAGGUUCUUGGUGAUGAAGGAGAGAAGAUGCCACACUUGGACGGAGUCCAGGAUCAGAGCAAUGUGA
Molecule: messenger RNA, 1068 nt
Organism: Python bivittatus (Burmese python)
Lineage: Eukaryota; Metazoa; Chordata; Lepidosauria; Squamata; Pythonidae
Gene: GHSR
Product: growth hormone secretagogue receptor
Biological process (GO): hormone-mediated signaling pathway; G protein-coupled receptor signaling pathway
Cellular component (GO): plasma membrane
Molecular function (GO): growth hormone secretagogue receptor activity
Source: RefSeq, a predicted model, not a curated record